UAUGAACAGAGCUGUGAAUAAAGAUCAAUAGAAGACCUUGACCUUCGUCGUGAAUCGCCAUCAAACAAUUCAAAACUCAAAUACAAUCAGCCAUGUCUAAAGGGAUCCUCAUCACCGGUGCGACGGGCAAACAAGGCGGCGCGACCAUUGACGCCCUCAUCAGCUCUCCGUCGCACAGCUCCGACUUCACCAUUCUAGCUGUGACCCGUAACCCAUCUUCAGCAUCAGCAACGGCCUUGCAAAACAAAUCACCAGCCAUCAAGCUUGUCACUGGCGACCUCAACGACGUGCCUGGCAUCUUCAAUGCCGCCGAAGCAAUCCACAAACCAAUCCAUGGAGUUUUCAGCGUUCAAACUUUCGCUGGCCAGGGUCAAAGUGUCGACACAGAAGAGAAGCAAGGUAAAGCUUUGAUUGAUGAGGCUUUGAAACGCGGUGUCAACCACUUCGUCUACACUUCUGUGGACCGUGGCGGCGACAAGUCCUUGGACAACCCAACCAACAUCCCUCAUUUCCGCAGCAAACACAACAUCGAGCGUCACCUUGUCGAUAGCGCAAAAGGCACAAACAUGUCGUACACCAUCCUACGGCCCACAGCCUUCAUGGACAAUUGGGUCCCCGGCUUCAUGGGCAAGAUGUUUGGAGCCAUGUGGACGUCAGCCCUUGCACCGGAUCGCAAACUCCAACUCAUCAGCACCAAAGACAUCGGCUUCUUCGCUGCUCAAGCUUUCCGCAACCCCGAUCGUUUCAACAACCGCGCCGUCAGUCUUGCGGGUGACGAACUCACUUUCGCUGAGGCUAGCAAGGUUUGGCAGGACACUGUGGGCUAUGGAGCACCUGCAACAUAUUCGUUCAUGGGUGGUGGCUUGAUGUGGGCUGUUAAGGAGUUGGGUACGAUGUUCAGAUGGUUCGAGACCGACGGAUACCAAGUCGAUAUCCCGGCUCUCAAGAAGGAGCAUCCUGGCUUGCAGACACUAGGCGAUUGGAUUGAGAAGGAAAGUGCUUUCAAGAAGCAGUAGGCGGGUUACGAGAGAGCCUCUAAAUGAAACAGAAUUGCAACGAUUUAUGGGUCGAAGCUUGUGUCUACUGAUCAAAAUAUCGAGGCUGUUUACUCCGAGCAGGAGCGCCGCAACAUCAUCAAGCAAAAUUAGGAAGAUGUAAAAAACUCAUUUUCAAUCUCGAGGCUGAUCUAUGAUCGUUACGAC
Molecule: messenger RNA, 1202 nt
Organism: Aureobasidium pullulans EXF-150
Lineage: Eukaryota; Fungi; Ascomycota; Dothideomycetes; Dothideales; Saccotheciaceae
Product: NAD(P)-binding protein
Exons: 1
Coding region: 93-1016 (307 amino acids)
Source: RefSeq, a predicted model, not a curated record